AUGGACCGGCCAGAGAAAGAGUACGACCUCCGAAAACCGCACGAAGCACGAUUGCUGCACCAGGCGGCAUCUGCGGAGACAAUGGGAGCCCAGAGCUGGACAGGGGGCGGGGCCCGAGGCGGAGCCCCGCCAAUGAUAAUAAGAAGCGGCUUUACGGGCGGGGCCGGAGAAAAAAUUAAGCCAAUCUGGAUCAGCAUGCCUACCUUAAGAUCCUCCUCCCAGCGGCAGAGCUCCUUCUCCUACCCAAAUGUUGUGCCCUCUUCACAACAAAGAUCUGUGGGAGAUGCACAGAGGGCUUUGUCAGCUUCUUCUAGCUCUUCUAGCAGUCUGCCUUCUGAAGAUAAGGGCUCCGACUUGGCUUCUCAGGGGGCUAGUCCCUCUUUGUCUGGUGAUGGAGGCAGUGACUUUGAAGACAACCUGAGACAAAAUGUGAAGAAGAGAAGAGCAAAACGACCACAUAAAACAACCCCAGUGGCAAAACAUCCAAAGAAGGGGUCUCAAGUUAUGUGUCAAAAUGGCCAGAAAAUGCUACAGUUACCAGCCUGUGAUCUCUUUGAUGCUGUGAAAGCUGCCAAAAGUGAUAUGCAGUCUUUGGUAGAUGAAUGGUUGGAAAGCUACAAGCAAGAUGAGGAUGCAGGAUUCCUUGAACUUAUUAACUUUUUCAUUCGAUGUUGUGGAUGUAAAGGCACUGUGACCCCUGAGAUGUUUAAGAAGAUGUCGAACUCAGAGAUCAUCCGGCACUUGACAGAACAGUUUAAUGAGGUGGAUGAAGAUGACCAAGAUACUCUUACUCCUUUCAUUUCAAAACUCAAGGCCCAUUAUAUCUUUUUUCUUAGGACUUUAGGUCACCAUUAAAUUUCGUUUUCUCUGUCCUUUUUCUUUCUUUUUGUAAUUCAUGUACCCUUCUCUGACUUAAGUAAUGAUUUCCUUGUGUUUUUCUGAUUUCAAGCCAUGAAACUGAUGACUUCCCUGGUAAGAGUUGCCCUCCAGUUGAGUCUGCACAAAGACAACAAUCAGCGUCAGUAUGAGGCUGAAAGAAACAAAGGACUAGAACAGAGAGCACCUGAGCGGCUGGAGAGCCUCUUGGAGAAACGAAAAGAGCUCCAGGAGCAUCAAGAGGAGAUUGAGGGAAUGAUGAAUGCUAUCUUCAGGGGUGUCUUUGUUCAUAGGUACAGGGACAUCCUUCCUGAAAUCCGAGCUAUCUGCAUUGAGGAGAUUGGAUGCUGGAUGCAAAGCUACAGUACCUCUUUCCUCACUGACAGCUACUUAAAGUAUAUUGGCUGGACCCUGCAUGAUAAGAACCGGGAUGUCCGUCUGACAUGCCUGAAAGCUCUGCAAGGGUUGUACAGCAACCCAGAGUUGACUGCUCGCCUGGAACUGUUCACCAGCCGCUUCAAGGACCGGAUGGUUUCCAUGGUCAUGGACAGAGAGUACGAUGUAGCAGUGGAGGCCAUCAGGUUGCUGAUCCUAAUCCUGAGAAACAUGGAAGGCGUGCUGACCAGUGCAGACUGUGAGAGCGUCUACCCUGUUGUUUAUGCUUCUAAUCGUGCCCUGGCUGCUGCCGCAGGAGAGUUUCUGUACUGGAAGCUCUUCUACCCUGAGUUUGAGAUGAGAGCAGUGGGUAGCAGAGAGCGACACCGGAGUCCACAUGCCCAGAAGACUUUCUUCCACCUUCUUCUGUACUUCUUUAUGGAGUGUGAGCUCCAUGACCAUGCUGCUUACCUAGUAGACAGCCUGUGGGACUGUGCAGGGCCUCAUCUAAAGGAUUGGGAGAGUCUCACAAGCCUGCUGCUGGAGAAGGACCAGAGCCUGAAUGACAUACAGGAGAACACACUGAUCGAAAUCCUUGUGUCCAGUGCCCGGCAAGCUGUGGAGUGUCACCCGCCUGUGGGGCGAGUCACUGGGAGAAAGGGCCUAUCCGCUAAAGAACGCAAGGUCCAAGCUGAUGACAAGGUGAAGCUAACUGAACACCUCAUCCCCCUGCUGCCCCAGCUCCUGGCCAAGUUCUCAGCUGAUGCAGAGAAGGUUGCUCCCCUGCUGCAGCUCCUCAACUACUUUGACCUCAGCAUCUACUGUACUAGACGUUUGGAAAAGCACCUGGAGUUGCUCUUGCAACAACUCCAAGAAGUGGUGGUGAAGCACACAGAGCCCCCGGUGCUUGACGCUAGUGCACAAGCCCUUUAUCUGCUCUGUAAGCCCGAGUUCACUUUCUUCAGCCGGGUGGACUUUGCCCGCAGCCAACUAAUGGACUUGUUGACUGACCGUUUCCAGCAAGAAGUUGAGGAGCUGCUGCAGUCAUCCUUCAUAGAUGAGGAUGAAGCAUACAGUCUGGCAGCUACUUUGAAGCGUCUCUCUGCCUUUUACAAUGCUCACGAUCUGACUCGUUGGGAGCUCUAUGAUCCGUGUUACCGUCUCCUCCAGAAGGCUGUGGACAUGGGAGAGGUUCCUCACCAGGCAAGUAGACAAGUGAUCCUGCCAGCCUUGACUCUUGUCUACUUUUCCAUUCUCUGGACACUAACUCACAUUUCAGUGUCAGGUGGUUCCCAGAAGCAGUUGUUGAAUCUGAAGGGUAGGAUUGUGGCCGUCUGUGAACUCUGCCAGAACUGUCUCUCUCAUGUAGAUCUAGAGAUCCAGGAGCAGGCUUUUGUUUUAUUGAGUGAUCUGCUUCUCAUCUUCAGCCCUCAGAUGAUAGCAGGGGGACGAGAUUUCCUUAGGCCCCUUGUCUUUCUACCGGAAGCUACUCUCCAGUCUGAGUUAGCCAGUUUCCUCAUGGACCAUGUCUUCCUUCAGUCUGGAGACCUGGGCAGUGGUCAGACCCAAGAUGAUCAUAUGCAGAUAGAGCAGCUGCACCAGCGGCGCCGCCUCCUGGCUGGGUUCUGCAAGCUGUUGCUCUAUGGAGUACUGGAGCUGGAUGCAGCCUCAGAUGUUUUCAAACAUUACAACAAGUUCUAUAAUGACUAUGGUGACAUUAUCAAGGAAACAUUGACUAGAGCAAGGCAGAUUGACCGAAGCCAUUGUUCCAGGAUCUUGCUGCUGAGUCUCAAGCAGCUAUACACAGAACUGCUUCAGGAGCAGGGACCCCAGGGUCUAAGUGAAUUGCCAGCCUUCAUGGAGAUGAGAGACCUAGCCCGGAGGUUUGCUUUGAGCUUUGGACCCCAGCAACUACAGAACCGGGACAUUUUGGUCAAGCUGCACAAGGAAGGCAUCAAGUUCUCCUUGUCUGAGCUUUCUCCAGCUGGCUCCUCUGAUAUGCUCCCAAAUCUGGCAUUCUUGGAGCUCCUUUCAGAGUUCUCUCCCCGCCUUUUCCAUCAAGACAAGAAGCUACUACUAUCCUAUCUGGAAAAGUGUCUACAGCGUAUCCCCCAGACACCUGGUGGCUCUCCCUGGGGUCCAGUCACUACUUACCGCCGCUCCCUCAACCCUGUGGAGAGCACAGCAGAGGCCAGUCCUCAGGCCCACUCACGCUCUAAGAAGAGGCGCAUUGAAGGCCCCAGCAAGCAUCAGAGAGCAGAUCAGGAAGAAAGCCUGCAGCUCAGUAGUGUCCCACCAACACCUACCCUCACCUCCACUGCUGUGAAGAACAAGCAGCCCCUUGGGGUGCUGGGAGAAGCCGAAGAAGAAGAAGAAGAUGGCCUAGAAUCAGAGUUCACUCACAGUCAGCUCUUCUCAGGUACCCAGGGGCCAAGGUUCUCAGGUGCACAGUAUUUCCAGACUCCAUGCAAACCUUCAGGGACUGGUCUAGACAAGAAGCUGACCCGACUCAGCCUUAUGGAAGAGGAUGAAGAAGAGAUAGAAAGUUUGGAUGAGUCAAGUGAAGAAUGGCAGGAUACAAAGAAGCAGCCCAGUAGCCACUCUUCCUUCAGUGAAGACGGACUGGACCUAUUGGAUACUACAGAGCUGAACAUAGAGGAUUUCUGACAGGACCCUGUGCCCCUCCCUUCACCAUUUCCCACUCAAAGGACAUGACCACCUGGAAAAGGCCAAAAGGAAGAAGCAAAAUGAAGAAUUCCUUGAGGCCUCAGCUCGCAUCUUGGAGGGGGAGAGAUGGCUUUGCCUUUCUAACCUACCUUCCUCUUCAAUGGUGUAGUGAAACUCAGAGUCUUCUAACCCUCUUUGUACCAUGGAGCUGAUCCC
Molecule: messenger RNA, 4134 nt
Organism: Octodon degus (degu)
Lineage: Eukaryota; Metazoa; Chordata; Mammalia; Rodentia; Octodontidae
Gene: Stag3
Product: stromal antigen 3
Exons: 33
Biological process (GO): sister chromatid cohesion
Cellular component (GO): chromatin; nucleus; cohesin complex
Molecular function (GO): chromatin binding
Source: RefSeq, a predicted model, not a curated record